AUGUUUCUGGAAACCGUACUUUAUGGUGUUCUUCUUUUCUCACUGGGUUUCGCAAUGAUGCCUGCACAUGCUUGUCCGGGAGGCCAAGAUGUUUCCGCUGCAAUUUUAGCCGAUUUGACUCUAUUUUCUGAAUAUUGCGCUGCAGCUACUUGUGCAGCAAACUUUAACUCAAAAGGGACAGGGGUUGUAUGCGAUCCAGGUGUAUGCCCGACCCUAGAGCAGACAGAGACAACCAUCAUAACUGGAUUCAAGGGACUUAAUCCGGGUGACACCACUGGCUUCCUAGCACUUGAUAGGACCAAUAAGCUGAUCGUUCUGUCAUUCCGGGGCACCCGAACGCCAGGAAACAUCAUCACAGAUCUUGAAUAUCAGCAGGUGCCUAUCGAUGAAAUUAUUUGUCCAAAUUGCCAAGUUCAUCGUGGUUUCUAUUACGCCUGGGGGAACUUCUCACAAUUCAUAAUGCCGUCUAUCGACCAUGUAGCUGCUGAAUAUCCAGAUUACAGUAUCGUUUUUACUGGUCACAGUCUUGGAGGCGCCCUUGCUACAUUUGGGGCAGUACUUGAAGGAAGUGCCAACAGACCCAUCGGUCUCUAUACUUUUGGAUGUCCUCAACUGGGGAAUUAUAGUUUUUCUGAAUUUGUCACUGGUCAAACAUUAGACACCGGAUGGAGGGUGACUCAUACCGAUGAUCCGGUGCCUAGAAUCCUAUCUACGACUGCUAUGGUCAACAAGACCUGGCAGUAUAGUACAACAUCCCCAGAAUACUGGAUUACCUCACCUAAUGGCGCACCAGUCACAACCACUGAUAUCCAGGUGAUUGUGGGCAUUGAUAACAAAUCUGGGAACCUCGGCCAAACCACAUUUGAUCUCGCAGCCCAUAAUUGGUACAUUGGGAACAUGAGUGGGUGUUCAAUGAAGUAA
This is a messenger RNA of Penicillium samsonianum, 921 nucleotides long. Its product is annotated as lipase family protein. The record is from RefSeq and is a predicted model, not a curated record. Bases 1 to 921 code for a protein of 306 amino acids. Gene Ontology annotation, biological process: lipid metabolic process. The transcript is spliced from 4 exons. NCBI's taxonomy places the organism in Eukaryota, Fungi, Ascomycota, Eurotiomycetes, Eurotiales, Aspergillaceae.